AGGGGUAGUCCAGGCAUUGCUGGGCCAAAGGGUAGAAGGGGACCCCGAGGUCCAGAUGGCCCACCGGGAGAACUGGGUCCUGAGGGCAUCAAGGGUGAAAAGGGGGAGAUCGGACCUACAGGAGAGCCGAGCUUCAUAGGCAAGGCUGGAAAUCCAGGAGAGAGAGGCCCUCCUGGGAAGCCCGGAAAACCAGGUAUUCCAGGCAGCACCGGGGAGAGGGGAGCCCAAGGUGAACCAGGACCCAGAGGACCUCCUGGAGAGGCUGGACCUGAUGGAGAACAAGGACCUGAAGGUUUACCAGGCUUAGAGGGAGAACCAGGUGCCAUUGGAGAGCCCGGGGCAAAGGGUGAUGUUGGGCCUCCAGGAGCUGAAGGGGAGCAGGGGCAGGAGGGAAUGAGAGGUCCUCCCGGUCCCCCUGGUGAAGACGGACCUCAGGGAAAAGAUGGAGCCAAGGGUGAACCUGGAGAGCGUGGGCCUUUUGGGGAGCCAGGGGAGAAAGGGACAGAAGGGGAUCCUGGACCCCCGGGGCCACCCGGAGAGCCUGGGAAACAGGGCUUCCGUGGUCCAGAAGGAAAAGCGGGUCCCCCAGGAAACAGAGGACGGCACGGAAAGAAAGGAGAGAGGGGUCCUCCUGGUCUUUCUGGGGAGAUUGGCGCUCGGGGAGACAUCGGCCAGCCGGGCGAGCCAGGACUGAAAGGUGCCAGGGGAACUCGAGGCACACUUGGUCAGCCUGGAGUCAUGGGGAUAGACGGGCAACCGGGACUUCCAGGAUACCCAGGGCACCUUGGAAAGCCUGGGCCCGUUGGCCCGCCAGGACCCAAAGGUGAAAAGGGUUACCCAGGCGAGGACAACAGGACCCCAGGACUGCCAGGGCCCUUAGGUGAACCAGGGCCUCCAGGGGAACGAGGAGAGCGUGGAGAGUCGGGGGAUGAAGGCUAUCAGGGCUAUAUCGGUACCCCUGGACCUCGUGGGGCUUCUGGACCACAAGGCCCACCGGGAUCUCCAGGCUCCCCCGGAGAACCAGGCCCACAAGGAGAAAAAGGAGCUCCGGGUUUGGCUGGAAAGAAAGGAGCAAGAGGUCUGGUUGGAGUUCCCGGCAUUGAAGGGCCGACUGGUUUACCUGGGCUCACAGGAAUGAAGGGUUAUCCAGGCCCUGAUGGCCCCCCGGGACCAACUGGCUUAGCAGGACUUCCAGGAAAGCAAGGUCGACAGGGUCAGAGGGGCUCAGUGGGACUGGAAGGGCCUGCUGGACGGCCAGGUCCAAUGGGAGAACUUGGACUUCCUGGACAUUCUGGAGAAAGGGGACUGCCAGGUCACAAGGGAGAACCUGGCCUACCAGGAGACAGGGGGGGCCCUGGACUCAAGGGCAUGAAGGGAGCUGCAGGUGACCAGGGAAAGAAAGGAGACCCAGGACCCAAAGGGCUGUCUGGGGAAACUGGAGAUUUGGGCAUGAUUGGUUUACAGGGCUUACCAGGACCUAAGGGGCCAACUGGUGAUUUAGGACUGAGAGGUUUCCCUGGUCCUAAAGGUCCUAUGGGUACUUUGGGCUUCACUGGACCUCUAGGCCCUGAAGGAAAAAUGGGUCCAAUGGGAAAACCUGGGCCAAGGGGUCCAAAAGGAAACAGUGGUGAAAUGGGGCCUCAGGGACCACAGGGAAGCCCUGGACCCAGAGGACCCCCUGGAGCUCCUGGUCCAACAAGGGUGUUAUAUGACGACUUGGCAGUCUACAGUCCAUCCGCUUCCAAUGAUGCCCUGAGGACUGAGAGUUUCCAGAAUAUGGAGAUGAGCAUGCCAGACCAGAAUACGGAAGUACUUAAGACUCUACAGUAUUUGAGCAGUGUGAUCGAGAGCAUCAAACAGCCUCUCGGGACAAAGGAGAACCCAGCUCGUGUCUGUAAAGACCUGCUGGACUGCCAGCACAAGUUAAAAGACGGUUGGUUCUGGGUUGAUCCAAACCUGGGCUGUACGUCUGAUGCCUUCCAGGUGUUCUGCAACUUUACAGCAGGGGGACAGACUUGUUUACAUCCAGUGUCAACUGAUAAGAUGGUAUUUGACAUAGGAAAUGUCCAGAUGAAGUUUCUCCAUUUACUGAGCAGUGAGGCUAGCCAAAGCAUCACGUUUCACUGCCUGAGUUAUCAACCCUCCAGCACCGCAGACAGCUUCAGCUCCAGUGGACACAAAGAGAACACCAGGCUUCGGUUUCGUGGCUGGAACAAACAGAUGUUUGAGAAAGACACACUACUUGAACCACAUGUGCUACAAGAUGAGUGCAAGAUCCAAGAUGGCAGCUGGCACCAAUCACGAUUCCUCUUCCAUACUCAGGACAGUGGUCAGCUACCACUUGUAGACAUAGAGGAAUUUCCCACUUCACAAAUCAGCAGUCAGCGAAACGUAGAAAUCGGUCCAGUCUGCUUCCUCUGAUACCAACAUCCCUAUCAUCGAAGCCACUUUUAUAAACCACUUAAAUCCGCAGACUUUUAAAAUUUCCUACCAAAGAGAUGCUGGCACAGCAAGGCAGACUGUAUCCCUGAGAGCUUAUUGCAUUUGCUUCAACAGGACUUACUGUGAGACUAACAAAAACCCAACAUCGAACGGCAGGCAGCUCUACCUGGGAGAAAUCAGUCUCUGUGGAACACCCGUGCCAAAGAGGACAGUGUAUACUGAUAUUUAUCUAAUCAAUGUGUAAAGUAUUUGUUUAGUUUUCAUUCAAAAGGUGCAUAGGGCCACUGCAUAUGGACCCAUUUUACUUCCUGAUCACGGGGGUAGGGCCUCACACUGCAGCAGCCUGUCCAAAACCCAAAACUCAAACCUGCCAUUCACUCAUGUUCCACCCCUUCAACUCCCAAACACACCAUCCUUGGAAGGGGUCGAAUCCAAAGGAUCAUGCCAGGCCUCUGCAGAGGGCACUGUCUAACUAAAGGUGCAAUAGCAUAUGGAAAAUGUGUGUGCUUUAAAUAUUUCAUUGUCCAAUCAGAGGCUAUAUUUGAUAUUGUUUUUCAUUAUGUUUUUGUCUUCGGUCCCAUCCAGUCGGACCUGUACAUCUUGACAGAUGGUACUCUACCUCUACCUGCUUUCAAAAAUAGUCAAAUUAGUCAUUUUUACCUUUUGUUUUGUAUGUACCGGUUACAUCAGAAUUUGUUAUGUUGUUUGAAUGCUUAUGUUGAUUUGGUCACUUCUAAUUUAUGAACCAUUUUUUGAUACACAACAUAUUUUCAUAGCUUUUCCUACUAUGUGGUAGUUUCCUCAGGGGAAACCUAUCAUUGGUGCUGCAACGUUUCCUGUGUAUAUAUUGACAGCAUACUUCAAUGUUUAUUUAUAACCUGUUUUUUUCUUUUUUUGGUUUGUUUUUAGAUUUGUUAUUAUUUUUGGUCACAUUACUGUACCACAGUAAGUUAUACUCUGAGAACUUGCUUACUUGGUCAACCACAGCUCGGUCUAGAGGAGUAUUUAUGUUUGAAAAGUGUGUGUGUGUGUGCAUGCACACCUGUGACUGUGUGUUCAUCAUACUGCUUUAUAAAUUCAUUCAGAAGUCAAAUGCAGCUACGGGAGGACAAAAUCAAAAAACCCAGAAAACAGUCAUCAUACUCUUAAGUUAUGUUACCAUUAAUUAAGUGUAAUUAUAUAAAGUUUGUGGAGGACAAAGUUGGAUGCAAAUGUGUAAAUAAAAAAUAAUUUUAGAAACAAA
This is a messenger RNA of Neolamprologus brichardi, 3685 nucleotides long. The record is from RefSeq and is a predicted model, not a curated record. Lineage: Eukaryota; Metazoa; Chordata; Actinopteri; Cichliformes; Cichlidae.